Messenger RNA from Helianthus annuus (common sunflower), 1533 nucleotides. RefSeq names its product actin. NCBI's taxonomy places the organism in Eukaryota, Viridiplantae, Streptophyta, Magnoliopsida, Asterales, Asteraceae. Gene Ontology annotation, cellular component: cytoplasm. The transcript has 5 exons. The record is from RefSeq and is a predicted model, not a curated record. Bases 151 to 1284 code for a protein of 377 amino acids.
AAUGGGGUUCACAGGAGGUCCUAAUUGAUCGUGAAACCAUCCAUUUCUACCAACACAUUUCAUCAUUUAACCCCGCAAUUCAUCAGCCCUUGUUUUACUCCAUUCUAUUCCAAACUCCACAAUCCAAUUUAAUUUACCAGAUCCUAAAAAAUGGCCGAUGGAGAAGAUAUUCAGCCUCUUGUUUGCGAUAAUGGAACUGGAAUGGUCAAGGCUGGAUUUGCUGGGGAUGAUGCCCCAAGAGCAGUAUUUCCCAGCAUUGUUGGACGUCCACGUCACACCGGAGUCAUGGUCGGGAUGGGACAAAAAGAUGCAUACGUUGGUGACGAGGCACAGUCGAAACGUGGUAUUUUAACCUUGAAAUACCCGAUCGAACAUGGUAUUGUCAACAACUGGGAUGACAUGGAAAAGAUAUGGCAUCACACCUUUUACAAUGAGCUACGUGUGGCACCCGAAGAACACCCCGUUCUCCUUACCGAAGCCCCUCUUAAUCCUAAAGCUAAUAGGGAGAAGAUGACUCAAAUCAUGUUUGAAACUUUUAAUUCUCCUGCUAUGUAUGUUGCUAUUCAAGCUGUUCUUUCCUUGUAUGCCAGUGGCCGUACAACUGGUAUUGUUCUCGACUCUGGUGAUGGUGUGAGCCACACGGUCCCUAUCUACGAAGGUUACGCGCUCCCACACGCCAUACUCCGAUUGGACCUUGCAGGGCGUGACCUGACGGACGCCCUCAUGAAGAUCCUGACCGAACGAGGCUAUUCCUUCACCACAUCUGCUGAACGAGAAAUCGUGCGAGAUAUGAAAGAGAAACUGGCUUAUAUCGCACUAGACUUCGAGCAGGAGCUAGAAACUUCGAAAACUAGCUCGUCGGUUGAGAAGAGCUUUGAGCUGCCAGACGGGCAGGUGAUUACUAUCGGGGCAGAGCGGUUCAGGUGCCCGGAAGUGCUGUUCCAGCCGUCGAUGAUAGGGAUGGAAGCUGCUGGGAUUCAUGAGACUACUUAUAAUUCGAUAAUGAAGUGUGACGUGGAUAUUAGGAAGGAUCUGUACGGGAACAUUGUGCUUAGUGGUGGUACUACAAUGUUUCCGGGUAUUGCUGAUAGGAUGAGUAAGGAAAUUACUGCUUUAGCCCCCAGCAGCAUGAAGAUUAAGGUUGUUGCUCCACCAGAAAGGAAGUAUAGUGUGUGGAUUGGUGGCUCCAUUUUGGCAUCUCUCAGCACCUUCCAGCAGAUGUGGAUCGCGAAGGCUGAAUAUGAUGAAUCUGGGCCGUCCAUCGUCCACAGGAAAUGUUUCUAACUGCAACAAGCAAGAAAAAUAGUUGAUUAUUAACUGUUGCCAUUUGGGGUUCGAAAAUCCUGCUCUAUACAUCCAGAAUACGAGCUUCAGCAGGCACCAUUUUUUUUAUUUUAUUUUUUAUCCAACUAGUUUUCCCAACCAUAAAUUGCUAUCGAUCAAUGUACGACAUUCUUUUUUACUUAUUUACUUAUUUUUUUUUUUGUUUUGUGGAUGCUGUAAGAGAUAUAAGCUUCUAUGAAUGAAUACUUC